AUGACCCUUUCACGUUCACGUUCCUCCGUCUCGUCGAUCGAUAUUUGGUACGCGUUCACUGUGUUGGGGGUGCCGUCCAUUAUCGCGCCUUCGACGGAGCCAUCUCUCCUUUCUACAGCUCGCUCACCACCACCGGUCCUAGUGAGAAACCCGUGUCGCCAUGUGGAUACCCCUGCCGCCUUCGCCUUCACCGCCACCUCCACCGAGAGGUGCCUUCCAGAGACGAUUCUGUCUGAGGCUCCGAGGGCGGUUUUGACUCACGACGUUAACCCUUUGUUGCAAUAG
This is a messenger RNA of Sparassis crispa, 285 nucleotides long. RefSeq lists its product as hypothetical. Lineage: Eukaryota; Fungi; Basidiomycota; Agaricomycetes; Polyporales; Sparassidaceae. The record is from RefSeq and is a predicted model, not a curated record. Bases 1 to 285 code for a protein of 94 amino acids. The transcript is spliced from 2 exons.